This is a messenger RNA of Phytophthora nicotianae INRA-310, 2687 nucleotides long. RefSeq lists its product as hypothetical. Lineage: Eukaryota; Oomycota; Peronosporomycetes; Peronosporales; Peronosporaceae. The record is from RefSeq and is a predicted model, not a curated record. Gene Ontology annotation, molecular function: DNA topoisomerase type I (single strand cut, ATP-independent) activity; DNA binding. Gene Ontology annotation, biological process: chromosome segregation; DNA topological change; DNA replication. The transcript has 2 exons. Gene Ontology annotation, cellular component: nucleolus; chromosome. Bases 258 to 2489 code for a protein of 743 amino acids.
UGCGACUGAUGUACACAAAAUUACAGCUCCAGCAAGCGUCGCCAGCUCUCCAGUAAAUAAUAGUGAUCAACAGGAAGCGGCUCGGAGGUGAGUUCUGAUCGAGGGGAAGUGACAAGAUACGGUCUAUCUGACUGCACAGAAGGAUAGAUAAAUUUUCUAGCGAUCCCCGCAGUCUGAAGAGCGUUCCCUACCCUAAGAUCGCGAUCUGACAGUGUGCAAUUUUCUCCGCGUGUGUAGCCAACUAGAUCGCGAAGGCUAUGGACAGCAGUGACGACGACCUGAUCCCCAUCUCGGUACUGCGCAAGAAGAGCAAGCCGCCGACGCCCAAUGGCUCCUCUCCCUCUGCCAGGCGCAACGCCGCACGAGUGGUGAAGAAGGAGACGAAACGCGUGAUCGAUGAGGACUCGGACUCUGACAGUAUGCCUCUGGUACAGCUUAAGAAGAAGGCUGUCAGCAAGAAGGUGAUAACGAAAAGCAGUAAACCAACCACAGAGAAGAAGAAGGUGUCGGUCAAAAAGGAGACGGGUGUGAAGCGGAAAGCCCCGAGUUCUUCUUCCGCCACUUCUGCCUCUAAAAGCCGAAAGAUUAAGGUCACUUCGUCGGUAUCCAAUGGCAAGGUCAAGGUGAAGAAGGAGAAGUCUGUCAGUGUACGCAAACUCAAGGUGCAUUCCAAGAGCGAGCGACUGGAUAUGGCCAUCAAGGCCUUCCGCUGGUGGAACGCAGAGGAGCUGCCCGAGGGCAUCCAGUGGCGCACACUAGAGCACAACGGCGUCAUGUUCCCUCCCCCAUACAAACCACACCAUGUGCCACUGCUAUACAAUGGUAAAGAGAUCGAACUGACUCCUAGUCAGGAAGAAGUCGCCAGUUUCUAUGCUGCUAUCCCCAAGGACGGUCCACAACUCGGCAACCCGAAGACAGCCAAGAUCUUCAACAAGAACUUCUUCACAGACUUCAAGAAGGUGCUGGGCAAACAGCAUGAAGUCAAGACAUUUGAAGGGUGCGACUUUUCUCGAAUUGCUGCUCAUUUGGAGAAGCUUCGCGAAGAGAAGAAGAACAUGACGAAAGAGGAGAAACUGCCAGAGAAAGAGAAGCGCGAGAUGGAGGUGUUCACCAAUGGUUUCGCCUUUGUAGACGGCCAUUUAGAGAAGGUUGGCAACUUCCGUAUUGAGCCUCCUGGUCUGUUCCGUGGUCGUGGUGAGCACCCAAAGACUGGUACUUUGAAGGAACGUGUGAUGCCUGAAGAUGUGACAGUUAAUGUGGGUAUUUCGGAUCGUGUACCCAUUUGCAACGUCCCGGGUCACGCUUGGAAGCAGGUGAUUCAUCGUGAUACGGUCUCGUGGCUAGCAUAUUGGAACGAGAACGUUAUGGGCGGCAUCAAGUACGUCUUCUUUGCAGCUAGUUCGAGCUUUAAGGGCAAAUCGGACUUGGCUAAGUACGAAAAGGCUCGACGACUGAAGAAAUGCAUCGACAAGAUCCGUCGGGAUUAUACAAAGGGGUUAAAGGCCAAGGAUAUGUUCACCAAACAGCGUUCGACUGCUAUGUGGGUCAUUGAUGUGCUGGCGCUGCGUGUGGGUAACGAGAAAGGAGAGGACGAGGCUGAUACAGUUGGCUGCUGCAGUUUGCGUGUGGAGCACAUGUCCUUCAACGACGAGAACUGUGCCCUCACACUGUCUUUUCUGGGUAAGGACUCGAUGCCGUACAACAACACUGUCGAACUAGCACAAUAUGGGGACGUGGGUAAGCAAGUGUACCAUAACUUACAGAAGUUCUGCGCCAAGAAGGGGAAGAACGAGGAAGUUUUUCAUGAGUUGUCGGUCACGGAGCUGAACAAACACUUGAGCUCGCUGAUGCCUGGACUCAGUGCGAAGGUGUUUCGUACAUUCAAUGCGUCGUUCACGCUGGAGAAGGAGCUGCCAGGCCCGUCAGGACAGGAGCUGGAUCCGCAGGGCAAGAUGGAAGUAGCGCCGAAGGUUGUGCUGUACAAUGACGCCAACCGGAAGGUUGCUAUCCUGUGUAAUCAUCAACGUACUGCCCCCAAGUCUUUUGACACGACGUUGGACAAGAUGAAUGCGCAACUGGGUCAGCUAAAAGAUCAACUGAAGGACCUGAAACAAAUGCAGAAGCUGAUUUCGACGGGUAAGGCUAGCAGUAUCAAGUUGAAGAAGGAGAAGCCUGCGUCCGACAAAGAGGAGGAUGCUCUGGCAAAGAAAGCUCAGGCUCACUUGUUCCAGCGUACACCCUCAGCUGACCAAGUUACGAAGAAGAUUGAGAACUGGAAGAAAAAGAUCAAGGCGUUGUCUCUGCGUCUUCAGGACAAGACGGACAACAAGGAAGUGGCGCUCGGCACGUCCAAGCUUAACUACAUGGACCCGCGCAUCACCGUCGCAUGGUGCAAAAGGAACGAAGUACCCAUUUCUGCAGUGUUUUCCAAGACGCUGCGUGAGAAAUUUGUGUGGGCUAUGGACGUGAACCCCGACUGGAAGUUCUGACCUCACAGAAGUCAAGAAAGCAAGGUACGCCCAGCUCAAAUAAAACAUAAAGAAAGAUGAUCUGACUGAGCAUGAGUACAACAAAAAAUCUCUCGCUUUGUUUCGUCCUUACUAGUUGAUUUAUCGCGAGACUUUUCUUGAAUAAUGCACAUCUUUUAGGACUGCAUUUCAACAUCUCCAUCCUUGUGUUUCGCUUCC